Messenger RNA from Scaptodrosophila lebanonensis, 324 nucleotides. RefSeq names its product larval cuticle protein 65Ag1-like. The transcript has 2 exons. The record is from RefSeq and is a predicted model, not a curated record. The coding region runs from base 1 to 324 and encodes 107 amino acids. Gene Ontology annotation, cellular component: chitin-based extracellular matrix. Lineage: Eukaryota; Metazoa; Arthropoda; Insecta; Diptera; Drosophilidae. Gene Ontology annotation, molecular function: structural constituent of chitin-based larval cuticle.
AUGAAGUUCAUCAUUGUCUUUGCUGCCCUCUUCGCCGUUGUUCUGGCUGCACCAGCAAAUCCCGAUGCUGAUGCACAGGUCCUGCGCAGUGACUCUGAUGUUGGUCCUGAAAGCUACAGUUAUGGCUAUGAGACCUCCAAUGGCAUUAAUGCUCAAGAAGAAGGACAUUUGAUUAAUGCUGGCUCGGAUAAUGAAUCCAUUGCAGUAAAAGGCUCUUUCCAAUUUGUGGGCGAUGAUGGUGUGACAUACACCAUUAACUAUGUUGCCGACGAGAACGGUUUCCAGCCACAGGGUGCUCAUGUUCCCGUUGCCCCAGAGGCUUAA